AAUAAAAAAUAAGGAGAACGUGGGUUAGAGUUGCGUGGACCUUGGAGCUCUUUGGUCAUCCACGAGGGAGUUUGGUUGAUUGUCGAAAAUGUACGAGGGAUGUGUUAUCAACAUCCAACCCUACUGCAUCUUUCCAGGUGGUGGCACCAGGAACGUUUCCGAUCUCCUUUGGAAUCGCUGGGGCAGGGACUGCGCCUGCGCAGCCAGACGUGGCAGCGGUAUCAUGGCUUCUUGGACCCGCCACGAGAGACGGAUGAGAGAUCUCGAGAUGUACAUUCUCGUUUUGCUGCUCUGGGUGGUGUCAACGCUGCAGGCGGCGAAGGUGUCUCCGCUCAUCGAGAGAGUCAGCGACCACAAGGACUUUAAAAAGCUGCUCAGGACACGCACCAAUGUUCUGGUCCUCUACACAAAGUCUGGCACAUCUGGAGAUGUCCAGCUCAAGCUUUUGUCAGAUGUUGCUCAGACCGUCAAAGGACAAGGAACCAUUGCCUGGGUGAAUUGUGGUGACACAGAGGGUCGAAAGCUUUGUAAGAAAGUGAAGGUUGACCCUAGCUCCAAAAAGGGUGGAGCGGUGAUGCUGCAUUAUAAGGAUGGGACAUUCCACACAGAAUACGGCCGUCCAGAAACAUCAAAGUCCAUGGUGGCAUUCUUGAAAGACCCCACGGGUGCACCACUGUGGGAGGAAAACCCAGAGGCCAAAGAUAUCGUCCACGUAGAGACGGAGAAAGACUUCAGGAAGCUGCUGAAGAAGGAAGACAGGCCAAUCCUCAUGAUGUUCUUUGCCCCAUGGUGCGGCGUGUGUAAGAGGAUGCAGCCCGUCUUUCAGCAAGCCGCCACCGAGACUAAGGGCAAAUACGUACUCGCCGGGAUGAACGUGCACCCAGCCGAGUUCGAUGGACUCAAACAGGAAUACACCGUCAAGGGCUACCCGACCUUCUGCUACUUUGAGAAGGGGAAGUUCCAGCAUCAUUAUGAGAACUAUGGAGCCACGGCCAAGGACAUCGCUGACUGGUUAAAGAAUCCGCAGCCCCCCCAGCCCAAAAGCCCAGAGGUGCCCUGGUCAGAGACGGACUCGGCCGUUUUUCACCUAACCGACGAGACCUUCGACAGCUUCCUGGAGGAGCACUCCUCUGCGCUAGUCAUGUUCUACGCCCCAUGGUGUGGCCACUGCAAGAAGAUGAAGCCAGAGUAUGACGAAGCCGCUGAAAUCCUCAACAAAGACCGAGACAGCCCUGGUGUGCUGGCCGCCAUGGACACCACCAUCCACAAGUUGGUGGGCGAGCGCUUCAAGAUCUCCGGCUUCCCCACAGUGAAGUACUUUGAGAAGGGCGAGGACAAGUACACACUGCCACAGCUGCGCUCCAAGGACAAGAUCAUCGAGUGGUUACAGAACCCCCAGGCUCCCCCACCCCCGGAGCAGUCGUGGGAGGACCAACCCUCCAGCAUCAGCCACCUGGGAGCGGAGGACUUCCGGGAGGCCCUGAAGAAGAAGAAGCACGCCUUGGUCAUGUUCUAUGCCCCUUGGUGCCCGCACUGCAAGAACGCUGUCCCCCACUUCUCCACAGCCGCCGAUCUCUUCAAAGAGGACCGCAAGAUCGCCUAUGCUGCGGUGGACUGCACUAAAGGUCAAAACCAUGAGUUGUGCAAGCAGGAAAGUGUGGAGGGUUACCCAACUUUCAACUAUUACAACUAUGGCAAAUUUCACGAGAAAUAUAACGGUGACCGAGGGGAGGCUGGCUUCAUCGGCUUCAUGCGCAGCUUGAGGGGGCGGGACCAAGAGAAGGUUGGCAAGCGGAAGGAGGAGCUUUAAGAGUGUCUGUGGCCCAAUCGGGAGGGGGGUGGGGGGGCGAGCCUGCCAUUGCACUGUGACCUGGGCAGGGGCCCCCUCAAGCACUGACAUCACAGACUCGAAAAAUCUCAGCUUAAAAAAAAAGGCUAUUUUUGUAUACAACGGUGCCCUUACCUUUGUAAUACCAGUGUAAAACCAUCACACCACUUUGGACAUCUGUUUUGUGUUUCUUUUUUCUUGAUGUAUCGGGCAUUUUAAAAGUAUUCCCGAAUGCUGUGACUGCAAAUAUCAAACUUACGUCUUUUUUAUCUAUGCAAUAGCCAUCUCCAGGCCCUGAAGGCUUUAAGCUGUGGGUGGCCAUCUUUGGUGAGGGGGCGGCCAUGUUGCUUCUACUCGCCACCUCCACAGUGAACUCAUUCAUCAGGGCUCCUCAUCACUGUCCCCCCCCCCCGCCUUCCUCCGAAGAACAAUUCAAAUAUACAAGUCCGCUAUCAAAUAUUUUUAUACUGAAGUAUCAUGUUAGGUGUUGAUUGAAAAAAUAAAACAGGAAAAAGUAGAGAUGAAAAUAACUUGUAGCUCAAAUCUGUGGCCUUAAUGAAUGUUUAAGCUUAAAAAAAAUAUCUGCAGUGAUCAUGGAAUGAAAUCAGUUUCCAUCAUUUCAGAGCUCAGACCCAUUAACUUGAAGUGUUUUUUUUUAUGCUGGAGGCACCAUAUUCCUCAUUGUGUGUUAGCCGCGGAAAAACAAAUUAGAUCAUAAUGUAACUUAAAUGCCAAAAAAGAGAGAAGUUAUAACUUAGUGUUUUUGUCUCCAGCUGUUGGAUGCUAUAAACUCCCAUAUCAAAUGCAAAAGCUGCACCCUACUCCCUUGCAGCUGGAUGUCUGUGUACUCUGUGUACCCAUUGAGAUCCGCUGGAGCUCAGUUGGUUUGGACCACUGUAGGGCGGACCACGGAUCAAGGGAUCCUCUCGUCUUCUAGGACCAGUUUCCCCUUAUUGUGCUUUCUGCUGUCCCUCUCCCUGUCUUUGCCUGGUGUGAGAGGUGUUGGGCUUCUGAGCUAUCUGUGCAGCCCAGUAGGUCUGUGUGGCCGUGAGUUGAGAGAUGUGUUCCGGCCGUAUCAUGGCGGUGACUUAAAAACUGCAGCAUGCUGGAAGUGUUCCUGGUGCAAGACAUUCUACAUAUUUAAAGACCAUAUCUGUAGCUGAACUUUUGUUUUGUAUUAUUCAGGAGUUUGGUUUCAUUCUAAAUAAGAUUCUCAGGGAUCACCAAACACAAUUAAAAAGGGAGCAGGCGUGUGGUGUAAUUUGCAUUCCAGCUGGGUGUUGCAGAGCCCUAGUCGCCGAAAUUAAAUAGUUGUUUACAUUUGUCUUGGGGAGAGAACAAAAUGUGUAGAUAUGGGGAUGUGGUUUACAUUUCUGAGUCCCGGGAGUGCAGAAAGUAUUAAAUAAAACAGUAAGAGCCGAGGAAAGCAGAAAAGCAGAUGUCUAUAUUGUUCUGGGUCUAUGAUUUCAAAAAAAUAAAUAAAAAGAAGGGAAAAAGCUGGCUUUCAAUGUCGAACAAUGUGCUGUCCUCAUACACUGUUAGUAGAUGAGAUUUCUGUGUUGAUUCAGGGUUUGUGUGCUGUCAGUGUUGGGGGGUCUGUUGUCGAUAUGUUGUCCUCACCAAUGGUUUCAGGUUUUUUAAAACUUGUAACAGAUUGAGACCAGCACAUGGAGAGCCUGUAUCCAAUGCAAGUGUGUAAGUGAUAAGCCCAUUGAUAUGGUAUUGAGACACCAGUUUCAAUAUCAUAGCCAGCUAUGCUUCAAAUUUCAGAAGUUUUAUUCCAUGUUUGACGGCCAUGUCAUUGUAGAUCUUUCCUCUGAGGCUGUAGCUUGUGUCUAAGGAGGUUCAUCAUGGGCUCCUAUUUCUCAAGAGCUUCUGAAGUCCGUACUGAGAUUUGCAGUGGCAAGACCAUAGGCGUGAAAGUAAAUGGAAGCCCAUCUGUUUUAUCCCAAAGAUCUCCAUAUCAGGGAGAUGCCACACCAAUGUCAAGAAGUCUGUCGUCUUCGUUGAUAUUUGUUUCCAGCCAUGUGUGCAGAUUUGCCCCUAAAAAAAAAUGACAACCUUGAGUAAAAUAAAGAUACAUACAUUUCCAAAA
Molecule: messenger RNA, 3923 nt
Organism: Clupea harengus (Atlantic herring)
Lineage: Eukaryota; Metazoa; Chordata; Actinopteri; Clupeiformes; Clupeidae
Gene: pdia5
Product: protein disulfide isomerase family A, member 5
Biological process (GO): protein folding
Cellular component (GO): endoplasmic reticulum
Molecular function (GO): protein disulfide isomerase activity
Source: RefSeq, a predicted model, not a curated record